CCUACGGCCCCCUCAGCCGGGCAGCGAAGAGGCCUUAGUCCUCAGCGCCCAUCGGCUAGGCAGUGUGGCCUACUGUGUUUGCGCCCAACGACUGGGCAGCAAGGAGGUCUUAGUCCUUAGCGCCCCUUGGCUUGGCCGCGAGGCCCACCGCCUUUGUGCCCUUGCCUGGGCAGGGAGAUUUGGGGCCUUUGGUCUCCUUGACAGGGAAGGGAGUCCUCUCACCUUUGUGCUCUUGGGUGGUAGAGGCUAGACCUUCCACUUGUGGUUUCGUGCUUUGUGCUUCUUGGCAGGGCAGCGAGGGCCUCUCAGUUUCUGAGGACCCUUUGUGCUCUUAAGAUGGCCACCUCUACACGGCCUCCCAGCCUUAUGCAGUCACUUCGGGAAGAAGCAGUGUGUGCCAUCUGUCUGGAUUAUUUUAAGGACCCCGUGUCCAUUGGCUGUGGGCACAACUUCUGCAGAGGGUGUGUGACUCAGCUGUGGGGCAAGGAAGAUGAGCAGGACCGGGAACAGCCUGCUGUGCAGGAGCACGUCAUCCGGGAGGUUUUGUUUCCUAGGUACACCGAACAGGAGCAGCACAGAGCACAUGCAGGACGCUGGGUCGGUCCUAGCCAUAGACAGCAUCAGGGCAAUGCGGACUCUGUGUGGGAUGACCAGGAAGAAGUCAGGAACAGUUUACAAGGGUUGGUUCAUGACCUGAGAAUUAGGGUUUUUCCAGAAGAGAGAGAUGAACCCCCCCACAAUGGCCACCAGUACCAUCAGUUUGGUCGCUACCGCCAUCGCCACCGCCACCUUCCAAUCUUCCUCCGUGGUCCCCCAUAUCCGCCUGUGCGUCGGCAGCUCUAUCUAGACGCCCUGGUUCGUUCUCCACAUGACCCGGUUCCUCCUCCACCUCGGCCCACACCACAGGUCUUCAGGUGCCCGCAAUGCCGAAGGACUUUUCCAAGUCGCAGUUUUCGACCUAAUUUGCAGCUGGCCAACAUGGUCCAUAUAAUUCGCCAGAUUUGCCAUACUCCAUGAAGCUUGCAAAGCUUGUGCUCCAAAUAUGAGGAAACCCUGGAGCUCUUCAGUAAGGUAGAAAAAAGCCCAGGUGUAGGUGUGUCUAGAUUCCUGGCACUACAAAAAUAUGAAUGUGGUGCCAUUGGAUGAAGUAUUUAAAGAAAACAAGGAACAAAAACUGAGAAACUUUUCAGUCUCAGUGCUACCCCAGUUUUGGGGAGGAAUUAAAAAAUUCAAAAUUUCAUUAGUGCCUGCAGCUUUAAAUUGGAAAGAGUAGUUGUAUUUAGCUCAGUAGUAGCAGAAUGAUUGUUUGCCUAGCAUGCCCCCACCUUUCCAAUUUAUUUUGAAUUAAUGACUAUCAAGGUUCAGUUUUAGGAAAUAUUACUCCUUUGUUGCUAUUAGAGAAUUUACUUGUGGGAAUGAAGAAAACUGCUUUGCUUAGCUUCAAAAUUAGGCUUUCAGAAAUGAAUGUUU
Molecule: messenger RNA, 1470 nt
Organism: Mus caroli (Ryukyu mouse)
Lineage: Eukaryota; Metazoa; Chordata; Mammalia; Rodentia; Muridae
Product: E3 ubiquitin-protein ligase TRIM52-like
Source: RefSeq, a predicted model, not a curated record